AUGGACUCCGGCCGUUCGUUACGACUUCGCCUGUCAGAUUACCACAUCUCUCCACAUUUAGGCUUCUUGCUUGAGGAUGCCAUGGAAGUAUUACCAGAGUAUUUCCAAGUGUGGAAUCACCUGGCCAGUCCGCCAGUGUACAUCCCACUCAUCGAAAGUCAUGGACUACGGCAAGAGGUAGACAAGAUGCCUGUUCUUGACCAUUCUCGUCUGUCUGGACAUCGACAGCUUCAACUGGCCCACCUCCAGCUUUCAAUCCUUGUCAAUGGUUACGUAUGGCAAGACGGCGACCACGGUGUCUCAAAGCGCGUGCCGCGAUGUCUGUCAGUGCCCUACUGCGGUGUGUCCAGGCUCCUGGACGUCCAGCCCAUCCUGUCUCAUGCCGAUGUCGUCCUGGCUAACUGGGUGGCUAUCGACAAACAAAGACCUAUAACGAUAGAGAACAUCCGGAUACUAUACAGACUUCCCGGAGGUGAGGAAGGAGCCUGGUUCUUUCAGGCCACAGUUAGCGUUGAACUGGCAUUUUGUUCUGCUUUGCAGCCCAUAGUGCUUGCUCUGGAGGCAACUGACACUGGCGAUGACGUGACUCUAGUGAAAUGCUUGAAGGACAUUGCGUCAACCAUAAAGGAUAUGAAGACAGCCGUAUCCAGAAUGCAUGAUGGACUGAGUGCAGACACUUUUUAUAACGUGACGAGACCUUUCCUAACAGGGUGGGGCGGAGAUGGAUCCCCUUUGCCAGAAGGACUUGUGUACGAAGGAGUUAAUGAUGAACCACUUGAGAUGACUGGGGGCAGUGCCGCCCAGAGCUCUACUGUUCAGUGUCUGGACGCCGCCCUCGGAAUAACACACGCACCUGAUGUCCAAGCAUUUUUAGACCGAAUGAAACCAUAUAUGCCCCGCCCACAUCGAGAGUUUUUGAACGAUGUCCGGGAAAGGUCGAGGAUCGCACCUUACGUGCGUUCCAGUUCUAAUGAAAAACUGAAGACAGCUUAUCGAGACUGUAUAGCGUCUUUGGUGGAGUUUCGUAGUUACCACAUACAGAUCGUCACAAAGUACAUCAUAGUGGCUUCCAGCAAGAAGAGACAAGAAGACGAAAAGUACAGAUCUGUGUCAAAAAAGGGAACGGGAGGUUCUAGUAUACUACCAUUUCUGAAGAGCUCCAGAGAUACAACAAAACAGAUGGACGGCAGCAUGUGAUAUCACAACAAAACAGAUGGACGGC
Ylistrum balloti is the source of this 1222-nucleotide messenger RNA. RefSeq names its product myoglobin-like. The coding region runs from base 1 to 1197 and encodes 398 amino acids. Gene Ontology annotation, cellular component: cytoplasm. Gene Ontology annotation, biological process: 'de novo' NAD+ biosynthetic process from L-tryptophan. Gene Ontology annotation, molecular function: heme binding; indoleamine 2,3-dioxygenase activity; L-tryptophan 2,3-dioxygenase activity. Lineage: Eukaryota; Metazoa; Mollusca; Bivalvia; Pectinida; Pectinidae. The transcript is spliced from 14 exons. The record is from RefSeq and is a predicted model, not a curated record.